UGAAAAUUUAAUUGUAAACACGAGUUGAGUUACGAACAAAAGUCAUCCUGUGUUAUUUAUUAACAUGAUCAUUGUUUAAUGGGUAUGAAAAAAUAUCUUCCAUAAUACUUUACGAGUGAUGUAUCUUGAGUAUAUUUCCUAAUUGAGAUAUGGAUUUUCUUAAAAAUAAUAUAUAUAUAUAUAUAUAUAUAUAUAUAUAUAUUAAUGAUUGUUCCAUAUUCUAAUAGUUAUAAUAAACAUAUAGUAUACUUUAUGGAUUUCCUUAAAAAUAUCUUCCAUAAUGUUUUCAAAAAUGGCGUCACCAAUUAUUAUAUAACUGUUUGAAGGAUUACUGACAAAGCAAAUCAUAAUCAAUGAUAAAAUUAACUAAAUGUUCUGUCGUUAUACAUUGGUUUCAUAACACUAUAAGUAAUACAACAAUAAAGUUGCUUGGAACCUUUCUCCAUGCUUUUCAUUAUUAGCGCUUUACGGCCCCACCCUUGUCAGCCUGUUGUUUCCGUAUUUCUAAGGUGUUUCUACUCGGAAAAGGUUCUGCUUUGAUAAAACCGACAAUUUAUUUACAUUACCCAACACAUUUAAAUUCUAUAUUCGAGCAGUGAUUGGAUGGAAAGAUGUAUUGCUUUUAUCCGGCGGGCUAUAAAACAACGUGUUUUCUUACUCAAUAACAGUAUUUUUCAGUCAGCACUGAAGUUUUCCUAACAAGGUGCAUCGGAGAAUCAAAUUAUUAUUUUACUUGUAUUACAUUGGCUACGUCAGCAGAUUAGAACGAUGUCCAUCCAGAGAUUUAAGUUGCUUAAUGUAUUGUCAGCCUCUGAGCUAAAACAGUUGUGUCGAGAUGCUCAAAUGAAGGUGUCUGGUACGAGGCGGGAGAUGGUUUUGCGCCUACUUGGCAUAAAAGAUGUGAAGACCAGAAUUUCCAUGAAUACUGUUAACAGAAUGCUUGAAAAAGAAGGCGUCACAAAUAUCAGUAGCGUCAGCAGAUGUCUUCGAGUAGGAAUCCGGAUGGGUUACAUUGACAUCAGCGGUGACAAACCUUUGGACAAUGUAGUAAUUUCCGAUGCGUGCUUUCUUUGUCAUCAUAAACUAGAAGUGGCCAUCCGGGACCUCCUCUACCAGCCAGAUCAUCCAAGAUAUGGGUCCACUGGUCUGGACGCAGCUGUGAAAUGUCCGAACAAAACGUGCAAACAUGGCUUGUAUGUGACCGGCAUGUGUUGCGAUUCUAUGUACAUUAACUCUGGUGAGAAGUUCUUCCAUUUUGGCGAAUGUUACGGAGAUUAUCUCAAAGAGGUCUGUGAAGGAUGCGGUUGUUCUUUUUACUCAUGUAGAGGGCGCUUCCAGUGCCCAUGUGUAUAUACGGGUACGGAUUACGGCACCUUUGAUGAGGCCUUUCUCGAAUCGCUUUAUUCUUCUAGAGCUAGAGAGUAUUCCCCAGAAGAUAUAUAUAACAUGAUGUACAACGACAACUAGGGAUACAAAUGAUAUACGAGAGUUUUAUAAUACAUGCUUUUCUGGAUUUUGGAUGCCUCUUUGAUCGUUUGUUUCUCUACGAUGUUUUAUGUAUUUUUAACAAGGGCAUAUAGGCAUAGACUGUGAAGCAUAUUUAUGUAUAAUUCUUGGAGUUAAGAUAUUUGAAUUGCUAUUCUGCAGUGUGUUAAAUAAAUUGUGUAUGCAUGUUCUCUAUGUAA
Molecule: messenger RNA, 1685 nt
Organism: Anneissia japonica
Lineage: Eukaryota; Metazoa; Echinodermata; Crinoidea; Comatulida; Comatulidae
Exons: 2
Coding region: 769-1467 (232 amino acids)
Source: RefSeq, a predicted model, not a curated record